AUGUCUUUCUCUGAAGAUCAAUUCGUUUCUAAAUUGAACGCUUUAGAUGAAACUCAGGAAUCAAUUGUAAGUGCUUCCAAAUGGCUGCUUACUCAAUACAAAGAGGUUAAUCAAAUUGCGCAUUGCUGGAAAAGAUUUGUGAUAAAGCCAACAAUAAACACUCGCAGGAAGCUUUUAGCUAUAUAUCUAGCCAAUGAUGUGAUUCAGCAAGCCAAACACAAACGUGUGGGCGAUUUCGGAACCGCGUUCGGGGCUAUAAUGCCUGAAGUUUUGGGGGAGGUCUACCCAGGACUAAACAAAGAAAUGCGGAAGAAAGUAAGGCGUGUGGUUGAUAUAUGGAAACAGCGUCAGGUUUUUUCUGACAAGGUGAUUAAAGAUGUGUAUCCUAAGUUGAAAGAUACCCCCAUCAAACCUUCACGCAGUGACAAUUCGAGUGUGGCUUCGGUUGUCCCAGAAUUGCGGCAAGUGGUCUCGGUUUUUGACCAACUCAGCAAAUCGCAAGCCAGCGUUUCCUCAAACAAAACAAGGUUUGAUUCUUCGUUGGAGGCAUUGGACCCAAGUAGCGUUGUAUACUCUGAAAAUUAUAAGACCGUACAAAAGAUCGGUCAAGUUGCCAAGGACGCGCUUCAGAAGUCGAUGGAACUGCGAAGCCAGGCACUUAAAGAGCUCAAGAUAAUGCUAGAUUUUCAAACCGAACAAGCACAACAGGAUCAAGAAAUGAUUAACGAAAUAGAUGCGGUGCUAGCUGCGAAAGAUCCUUCGAAACCCCAACCAUCCACAACAGAGCAGACUGACUUGCUGCCAACUUACGAGGCUAGUGACGGAAGUGAUAGUGACACUGACAAGAGUGACAUUGAAGAAGAUACGAAAUCAUCGAAGAGGCACGAAUCCUUUGGGACAGUAGCCGAGAAAGAGGACAUGAAGCGAUUGAAGAUGGCGGCUGCAGAUUCGGGAGGUGAUAUAAAUGCUUUCGAAGCUGAGGUGUACGAGCCCACACCAGCAGAAGUAGCCGCUAAUUCAUCUAUGGCUGUUACUUCUAGCAUUCAGGACUUAUUAAGUAAAUUAGCUAGUUGA
Messenger RNA from Lachancea nothofagi CBS 11611, 1074 nucleotides. The record is from the annotation of a GenBank genome assembly. Lineage: Eukaryota; Fungi; Ascomycota; Saccharomycetes; Saccharomycetales; Saccharomycetaceae.